Molecule: messenger RNA, 4972 nt
Organism: Oncorhynchus gorbuscha (pink salmon)
Lineage: Eukaryota; Metazoa; Chordata; Actinopteri; Salmoniformes; Salmonidae
Gene: nalf1a
Product: NALCN channel auxiliary factor 1
Exons: 3
Coding region: 727-1932 (401 amino acids)
Biological process (GO): calcium ion import across plasma membrane
Cellular component (GO): plasma membrane
Molecular function (GO): stretch-activated, monoatomic cation-selective, calcium channel activity
Source: RefSeq, a predicted model, not a curated record
CCAUUCCCGGUUUCAGGGUCAUGGACAGCUAUCACUCGAACGCUAUGGCUGCGUUUUGUGACUGAGGUUAAAUAUUUCAUAUUCUAUUUUGUCAUCCAUUAGGCUACUUGUUGAGCUGAUCCUACUGAUCCUGCACCUUCUGAAAACAGACCAUUCAGGUGCGUCAGAAUGGAACGGUCGCAACUCUAAAGAUGUCGCGCACGACACAGCACCUCAAAAAAGUGUUCCAAGAAGAACACGAUGGCGACAACUAACCCAGGACCAAGAUGACAGUGGACAUCAAAAGAUAACAUCUCUGGCACUUUGCCGCCUAGCAGACACGUAAGCGAAAAUCACUGGGCUGACAUAGAACCCAGCACUCAUCCGAGAGCCACCACCGGCGGAUUCAAGGCGAACGUAUGCAGCUUGCCGUAAAACGGGUCUACACAAAGGACCAGUGAGCGCAGGCUAGAGCAGAGGAGGGGGAAGCGAGACAUGUUGCUACAGAAAACUAGCAUCUUCAUCGGAGAGCCAUGGAGAACGCGGCCCCAUCAAAUCACGGCUUAAUCUCCUCCAACACAUUAAUUGAAUGUGAAUUACAGAUAAUCGCGGAGGUAAACCAGCAGCACCACCCACGACACAACAUUUAAGAGGUGAAAAACGCAAAUUAGACCCCAAGUCAAUGCAUGUUGUGGCAGAGAAACCCUCACGGUGGAGUCGGCCGGUGAAGAAGCGCGUUACCAAAAUAUGACCAGGGGUGCUUGGACGUGUCUGCAGCAAGAAGACGGCUUCAAAAUCUGGCUAGAACCCCGCGAGAACGAAAAGCCAUUCACCGACUCAGAGCGGGCCCAGAGAUGGCGACUGUCCUUGGCUUCACUCUUGUUUGUAACCAUUCUGCUCUCUGAUCACUUAUGGUUCUGCGCCGAGGCGAAAUUGACAAGGACCCGUGAUAAGUUUGCAUUGACGGACAUGGGAGUUUACCCAUCUGCAAACCCAAUCCCAUCAUCCAACCUCCAUUUAGCACACAGCAGCCUCCGAGAAAACGAAUAUGCUAUUUUUGUAGGGAAUUCUACCAAACCUUUGUGGCGAAUUGAAACUUGCCAUCGCGAUAGUUUAUCUAAAAACUGCUUUACUUUUGAUGACGCCGACCAUUUGUGCAAGGACCUUUCGGGAAAAGAAGGGACACGGACUGUAAAUAUAAGUGAUUUGUACCUUUCCUUUUGUAAUUCUUAUUCCCUUUUGGAUUUGUUUUACGGGUCUACGAGUCCGGACAAUUUGAACUGCAGUCUUGACGUGAUUAUUGAUGGCGAUGUGGCGAGGUGCAGCCUGUGCGUCCAGGCGUACCAGCGCUACGACCAACACGCCCUGGAGAAAUAUGAGGAAUUUGAGCUUAUGACUCAGAAAUAUGAAACGGAUGCAUAUUCAGUGAGAACAUGCAUGGAUGAAUGUAAGGUUGCCUACAAACCGUGGCUGUGUGCACAGUAUUUCCCCACCACACAGAGGCAUUGUGGGAGGACAGUACCGUGUCUCCAGUACUGCUUGGAGGUUCAGCAGAGGUGUCCCUUCAUACUGCCGGACAACGAUGAUCUCAUCCAUGGAGGAAGCCCCAGCUUCAUAUGUACAGGGCUACUGGGGAGCCAUGGGCAGCCCAACAGCCAGGCAGAGUGCUGCGACGUCCGGUGGGACUCUAAACCGGACAACCGCUCCCGUGGGACACUGAAAAGGACUCCAACACCCUCCUGCCAUCACCAACAGGGGGUGUCGACAUCAGUCACCUCGGCCGCCACACCCACCAGACUGUGCAGCAGCAGCGGCCGGCUGAAGCUGUGCCUGCUGGUCUUUGUUCUCCUGCACACUGUCGUCACCAUCACCACCGCAUCCCACAAUUCCACUGGGGUUGUCGGUGUGGCGGCCAUUUUCCCCCUGGAGGAAAGUUCCUCCAGUGAGGAAUAAUGGAUAAAAAUUGCAAAAAAACGUCAGGGUUUUAUCUGGGUGAGUGAGUUGAAAAACCGGUUCUGACCAGUUCUGGCUGCUGCGUCUCUGUUCAGAGAGAACCCUGGAAGGUCCCUGGUAUGUGCUGUCAAAGCCUCAUUGGGCCACAGGAAGUGAGAGCAAUUUACCAGGAGCAAAGGAUGCUGGUAAUUGUAGUCAUGUGGAGAGGCGACAACAUGGGCGGAACCAACACACCUCAGACCAAAGGAUCAAUAUCAUAUCACCGUGUCAAUCUAAACCUGAGUUCACCUUUUCUGUCUCUUGUUUCAUCAGAAUGUACAAUAUCAUUGUCUCUCUCCUCCUUGUUCAGUUGUUUGUGGAGUUUAUUGGAAUGUGAAUUGGUUGUCUUAGAACAUAUAAGAGGCAGAGAAUAUUGAAAAAGGUAUCACCAACCUGUGUAUUUCUAUCCACCCCUCUCAUCACCAGUAACCUUUAGCUUCUUUUGAGGUAACAGACAGUGGAUAUGCUAACAAUAUUCUUAACUCAAACACUCACAAACAGAAAGAGCAAACACGUAUAGAUCCCCGCCUGUCCUGGUGGGUACAUUGAAAAUAUCAGUCAUAACAGGGUACUCUCAUGGCAGUACAUAUAACUCUAAUCCAGAGCCAGUGAAGAGCAGGUGUAGUAUGCCUUUUUGCACUAUUUUGCCGACCUGAACCGUAUUGUGCUCGCUUGGAUUAUUUUCUUUACACGGUUGCAUGGUUCCAGCAAAUAUGCUGAAUGUGUAAUCAGGCCAGUGCAGUACAGUACAGUACAGCUCUGCUCAUCUUAGCUUGGCUCAGUAGUGUGAAUAGGGUAGCAGUGGAGGUCUUGUCACUUGGAUUCAAAACUGUCCCACCAAUUGGCUUCAGUGUACGUCGGAGUUCAUAGUAUUUGAGCCAAUACGUUUCUCUCUCAUUGUACUGUGUCCAUGUGUUUGUAUGUGAUGGACCCAAAGGGGACGUCAGAUCAACAAAGCUCAAUUUACCUCAAAUCAAGUCAUCUGUUGGCUUAGAUAGACUCUGUUUUUCUAAAGCAGUACGUCCUAGAACUGUACGUCUGGCUUUUAUAUUUGACUCAUAUAUUUCUCAAUAUAAGUCUCUGGUACGUCAUACCAGUGCAUUACAGCCAGUUCUCUUCACACAGUGGGACAGGUGUCACAAGGGGAGACACAGGAACACAUCGAAACAAAAUAUAUCUCUUACUGAGUUGUUUUUACAUGUGAAAGUGCUCGUCGAGUGGCAAUGAAAAGAUCAACCAUACCCAGACCUGGGUUCAAAUAGUAUUUGUUCUCUUUGAAAUAUUUUAGCUGCACUCGAUUGAGUUUGCCUGGUGCAAUGUACCCAAUGGGAUUGUCCCAAAAGUAUAAAUGAAAAUCCUGCCCAUGUGGCAUCUCCAGACAAGCUCAAUCAAAUGCUCAACACAUUUGACAGAAAACGGACACCAUUUGAACCCAGGAUGGAUCAUACAUACCCUCUCCUCUUUGUCUCUAUUUGACCUUAUUAUCAUCGUGACCAAGAUAUUUACCUUGUAUCUUUACACAGAGCUAAGGCCUUAGCUAGUAGGCAUUUUUGUAAGGAGAUUUCAAGGGCUGGCUCUACAUACUGUAUUUACUUCCGUUGGUGUGACUGCUGCUAACCGGUACUCAUUGAUAUGGCAUGUAGGGGAAGACAUCUGAUAGGCUCCUUAUGCUUUCACUUUUGACCUUGUCAUCCCUGUCUUAUCCUUUCCAUUCAACUGAGUAGUGCAUAUUAUGGCAACUUUGUUUUUUCUACGCGUACAUAUAAUCAGUACUGCCGGAAUAACUCUGAAGUCAACCGUACUCAGGCAUGAAGAAGUCAAUCUGAGGAUUAGGGUGAAGUUUCUUCAAUACGCUGAUCUUGGGUCAGUUUAGCAUUUUACCCACUAAUGGUUAGGUGUUAGAAUUGGGGGAGGGAAACUGAUCCUAAAUCUUUAUCUAGGGAAAACUUCACCCUGAAAGGCUAUGUGCUUUAGCCUUUUCACAUUAUACUGUUUCCCCCUUAGGUUCUCGUAACAGUUGAUUUUCUCACAGACACUCAUCGAGGUGAGCUGUUCUUUGUAACCAUCAAUCAACAACAUGACUUUAUUGUUUCCCUCACAUUUACUUUAUUCCCCCAAAAGACAGCAGCGGAUGUAACCGCCUCUCUGUAGAAAUAACCUUCAACAAACUCCCUCAAACAUUCAUGAUCUGAAUUUUGUGGAUCUAUGCAGAUGUCCUACCCCUGUCUGGCCCCAUAUAUACAGCACUCAAGUUGCACAAAUGAUGUACAACACAUUUGGCACAAUGGUUGUGAUACAACUGAUGUUUUUGUGAUUCAACAGAUUUUUUUUCUGCACAAUGGUUGUGUAAUAAUUUUUCUGAAGAAAAAAAACGAUGUUGAAUGACAUGUUAUGUCAUAUGCAUUGUACUUCAGUUGAACAACUGGAGUGUUAACUGGUGUAAAUAUGUCGUAGAGAAGUGAGAUAUUCAAGUUUUUUCUGUUUUUCUUUUUAGGGAAAGCUUCUUGUGUUUGUUUUUGGUUGCAUUUUCUGUUAAUGGUCUCCCUUCAAACAAACGACAACCUUUAAAGGCUUUAUAAGCAUCUGCAGUAUGUAGUGCUUAUGAAGACUUUAUGCAUGCUUUAUAAAGCCUUUUAAUGUUGUACUUCGUUUGAAGUUGGACCUUGUUAAGAACUACAGCAUUGUAAGUCAGAUCAGUAGGAGAGAGGAUUGGGAAAAGGUGUGAUUGGUGUGUGCAAGGAAAACAAUGAAGAAAAAGGUGGGAAUUAUGAUGAAAAUUGUAAAAAAUAUAUAAAAAAAUUAACACAGAUACCUUAUUUAUCUUACUAUUGUCAUAUUAUCAUAAGAUAGAUGCUUUAGUUUGCAAUUAUCUUUUCUUUUUCUACAGAAGAGUUUGAUGAAAUAAUUUAUAAUGCGUCUCGAAAGUCAUCUUUUUUGAACGUAAGAGAAAUGCAGAAACAUUUAUUAAAAUUUUGUUCAAAAUAAAAUAAAAAUGAUGUUA